AUGGAGCUGAUGCCGGGCAAGACUAUGGAGAUGAUGCUGGAAGGCUCCUCCAGCACUCCCCAGGUGGUGAAGGAGCGGCUGCUGUGUCAUGCCAUCGUGGGGAGCAGGGCAGGGAAGGCACAGAUAAUGCAAGUGGAUGUCACGUGUGAGUUUGUUGCUCCCAUUCUGCAAAUGUCUUCCAGAGAAAUCACUUUCCGGGUAGAGAAGCAACCCAGUGAUGUCCUAACUCUGCAGUACAAGCCUCUUUCUUUAAAAAACAUCUCCUCCCUGCCACUCAGCAUUGUCCUGACCUUAGAGCAGCCCUUCUUGAUCUGCGAUGCAGACCAGCAGCCCCUCUCUGCAGUUGUUCAGCCCAUGAAGCUGGAGACAGGGGAGGAACUUCAUCUCUCCAUCAGAUUUAACCCUGCUUAUGAAGAGGAUUUGGGUAUCCGGGUAGUAGAGAAGGCUCUGAAGAUACAGUUUCUUGAGCAUCCUCAUGAGGAGCAGGUCACCAUUCGGGGAGAAGUCUACUUUCCGAAUCUCCAUAUCGAGACCACGGCCCUGGAUUUUGGCUGCAUCUUGAAUGACACUGAAGAUGUGCGUUACAUCGAGAUGACCAACUGCAGCCCACUUCUUGUCCGCUACCACUGGUCAUUCCUGACAGACAGCCAGGUGAACCAGAUGAGGUCCAUGAUCAAAGUGAUGUUGUUUUACAGAUUCAGUCCUCCAGCACCUAAAUUUUUCAUCAAACCCCAACUACUGAAGGAGGAGGGAACCUGGUUGGAGCGCUUGGCACCUGCAGAGAGCAGCUCCGGGGAUGGAGGUGUGGAGGAGCUAUCCGAAGCCCUGGGAGCAGCAGAUGCAGCUGACUCCCUGGAAUCAAAGCUGCUACCAUCUGGUGCUGUGGAGCUGGAAGGUGCUGCAGAGCCGGAGAGCCCAGUGAGGAUCAAGGAAUUGAUGCAGUUUAUGGAGGCAGAGCCCCUUGCCUUGGGAGUGGAGGAGGUUUUCGAUGUCCUACCACUGUACGGUGUGCUGCAGCCGGGAGAGAGCCAGAGGGUCAUGUUCACCUUCUUUGGCCACACAAACAUUGUCGCCCAUGUCAUGGCACUGUGCCAAGUGGAGGGAGGGCCGACCUAUGAGAUCAAGCUGAGUGGGGAGGCUUCACUCAUCAACUACCUCCUAAACGUCACGGAGAUUGAUUGCGGGCUGCAGCGGUUUAAUGAAGUCACUGAAGCAGAGAUCACCCUGCAGAACAGUGGGAAGGUGGGAUUCACCUAUGUGGUGCUAAGCCCCAGCGCGGCCACUGCAGACAGCCCUCUGCCCGGCGUGCCCCUCGUCAUCCCCAGCACAGGCUACAUUGGACCUGGCAAGGAGCAAGUGCUCAAAGUCUAUUACCUGCCAGGAGUGCCUGGAGUCUUCUGCAGGACUUUCCAGAUCCAAGCGGGUCACCUGGAGCCAGAAGAAAUCUCCCUGAAAGGAGAGGGGGGCUUUCCCAGGAUCUACUUGGACCUGCCCAGGAACAUCAAAGGAAAUGAAAAAUAUGAGAAGAUCCUCAAGGAGGUGAAAGAAAAGAUGGAAGACGACAGCCAGAGAGAUGGAGUAGUUGUUCUGGAGGAGGCUGGGGCUGCGGAGCCACCCACGGAUGACUCGGGCACCAUGUUGGACACUUGGCUGCAGAUGCAGAUGGAGCAGAUGCUGAUAGAGGAACAUGCCCUGGAGCAGCAGAAAGCUCUUGCCUCUGGUCCCCCGGCGGAUACUGCCUUUGACCAGCGUGCUCGUCGGAGGCUUCUCAAAGCUGAGCUGCCUGAGUAUGUCCUGGACUUUGGCUAUGUCAUUCUCGGUAACAUCCACACACACAUAGUGAAGAUCACCAACACUGGGCAGUUCCCCGUGUGUUUCCAUGCUGAUGGAUGGGUCCUGCAUGGCACAGGUUUCAGCGUGGAGCUGGACCGCGUGAAGCACCUGCCCUACUGUGAGACAGAGACAUUCGAAGUGCGCUUCGACCCACAAAGUGCCAACCUGCUGGGAGAAGUGGAUGUGCUCCUGCCCAUCGAGGUAGCAGGAGGCCCCACAUUUCACAUCCGCCUCCGUGCCAACGUGGCUGUGCCGUCCCUCUGCCUCUCCAGGGACAGACUGGAGUUCUCCACUGUCCAGUGUGGGCAGUGCCGGGAAGAAACCAUCCAGCUCCACAAUCAGCUCCAGGUCCCCUGUAAAUGGUUCAUCACCAUGAAUGAGCCUGUUAAGAAGGUGGACAAACAUUUGCCAGCAAGCGUGCGUCGGAAGCUGCUCCAGGAGUUGAAGGCCAAGACCUGUGUCUUCAAGGUGCUGCCCUCCGCUGGAGCCCUCGCUCCAGGACAGCGAUGCAACAUGCGAGUCAGGUUUUCACCCACGGAAGAGAAGUCCUACAGAAGCGAGCUGAAGAUUAACAUUUGCCAGAGCAACCAGCACCUCCAGCUGCAGGUCUUGGGGCAUGGGCUGGAGCCACAGCUGGAGUUCAGCCCCCCAGUGCUCGAGCUGGGACCAUUGUUGCCGUCCAGCCGUGGGGCGGAGGGGACAGUGGUGGUGAAGAACCCAUGCGAGUUCCCCAUUGAGUUUUACUCGCUGGAGUUUGACCAGCAGUACCUUGCUGAGGAGCAGAUCCUGCGGAUGCUGAAGGACUACGAUUGCCACAACACCUUGUUGCUGCCUCCUCGUGCCCCGGGUGAGAAGCUGCCCCCAGAGGUGCUGGAGUACAACCAGGACCAGAAGAGGCUGCAGGAUGAGCAGGCAAAGUCCAAGACUGGGGAACCAGUAGGCCAGGACAAUGCAAACUUUGAAGAUGUCCAGUCUCCAUCAGAUCAAGGAAGAAAGCACUCUGCUGGGAUUGUUCACACUGUUUCAUCCCAUAGCUCAGUCAUUCCCUUCUCCAUUUGUGAUGAAAGGCAGUCCAACAAGGUGGACUCUAAAUCUGAAUGUGGAGAAGAGGAAGGUGUUGAGAAAAGACAGGGAACAGCAGAGCAUCAGCAAAGCACCACCAGCAGCAAGGAGGCCACAGGAGAACUGGACGACAGCCCUGUCUAUAGGGCCAUCGCCCGCCACCUUGGCACCGACAUCUCUGCAGAAGGGCGCGCAGCCCGAAACCGCAGAGGGAUCAUCGUCAUCGUCCAUGGGGCACCCCUGACAGGAAAGACAGUGGCAGCGGUUGCCCUGUCCAAAUAUUACAGUGCUGCCUGCUUGUCUAUCGACGCUGUGGUGACAGAAGCCAUCUCAGACAGGAGCAGCUCAGCAGGGCUCCGUGCCCGGGAGCUGUGCAUCAGGGCUGCCAUCGAGCAGAGCCACAAAGAGACAGAGGAUGCCGGUCAAAAUGCAGAUGCGUCCCUCAGCCUGCAGUUCAGUGCUGAGGCCAAGCACAGCCCAGAUGUGAGCCAGUCCAGCUCUGGGGACAAAGUCAGCCUGCAGUCUGUCAGUUCCCGAGGCCGGGCGAGCACCACAGCAGGCAAGAGGAAGAUGGAUGCCCAUGCGUCCCAAUCCCAGAAACAGCAUGUAACAGACCCGACAGGCUCCCAGGGCUCAUCCAGUUCUCAUCUCCUCUCUCCCCUUCCCUGCGUUCCUGCGCAGCAAUGGCUGAGUGUCAGUGGCAGCACAGCGGGAGAGCUGGGCUUUAUGAGCUGUGUGCUGCCUGAGGACUUGCUGGUGGCCAUACUCUCUGAAAGGCUGCAGUUGAGUGACUGCUACCAGGGAGUGGUGUUUGAUGGCCUGGAGACGCUCUUUGCACGCAACACGGCGUCUGCUCUCCUCUGCCUGCUCAAAGCUGUCAGAAAUCGGCCUUAUAUCUAUUUUGUGAACCUGUUCCAGGAUUAUGCUUCUUUGAAAGCCAGGGAGACAGCCACAAAAGAACAGGAAGGACGGGAGCAGGAAGAAGCUGCCAGGAGGGAAAAAGCACGUCUCUGGGAGAUGGAUGAGGACGAAUAUGAUGCACUCACUGAGGAGCAGAAAACUCAGUUUAAUAACAAUAUACGAGAAGUCCAGCGUGAGAGGAAGAAGAGGGAGAUGGAGCAGCUGGCUCGAGAGCUUGAGGAAAAGCACCAGCGGGAGCUAGAACGCUUGAAGGAGGAAGAAGAGCUGAAGAAGAAGUCUAAGCGGGGGAAGAGAGAGCCUGGAAAAGACAAAGAUAAUGCUCUGGGGAAGAAAAGCCAGCCUGGAGUCAGGCAGAACAUGAACACAUCCACCAGCAACACCAAAGCAUCCACCACCAAUCAGUCAGAUGUCACCGAGGGGGCAGACAAGAAGGGAUCUGUAAGGGAGCAGCACCCAGACUCUGUUGCAGGUGACAAUGAAGAUAAGAAAAAGCAGAGCAUAGUUCCCCUGGCGGAUGCCUGCUCGGCAGUGGUUGUGGAACCCUCAGAUCCAGAACAGGGGGAAACCAAAAACGAGGCCCAGAGUGACAGCGAGAAGAACUUGGCCCUGAGGUUUAAGAUCUACGAGGCAUCGCAGAAGGAUAUCACGCAGAUUUUGUCAUCCUGGGACAGGGUUCAGGGUAUCCUGCUGUCCCCUCUGAACCAAGAAGAGGUGCGGCACCAAGCAGAAGACCAGCGCCAGCAUUUAUCUAGCCGCAGGAGCCGGAAAGACAGAGAGAAGGAGCGCCUGGAGAAGGAGCGCCUGGAGAAGGAGCGCCUGGAAAAACUGAAGGCUCUUGAGGACUCCAGGUUAUCUUGGCUGGAAGGGGAAGGUGCAGAAGGAUCAGCCAGAGGUCAGGAUGUUGGGGUGCCCUGCUUGGACAUCCAGGUGCUGAGCUCAGAAGAUGUGACUAGGAAGAUCCUGGAGAGUGGCAAGCUGCCAGCAGCAGAGCAGAUCCUGAAUGAGCUGGGACUGGGUCCUUCAGGGCCUCCCAUUCCCCCUACUGCUUUCUACUCUGUGAUCCAUUACCCGGAGAAGCGGAUGGCCCCUGCAGCAGGAGAAGCCCUCAAGCACUUCAUCUUUGUUGCGCCAGAAGGUGCCACUGCAGAAGAAGAAAAGAAGGAUACUGAAAGUCUCAUGGAUGCCCCUGUUGUGCCCACAGUGAAGACACCAGAGGAGCAGAUCACCCCAACCAGGAGCCGGUCGAGGAAGGAGAAAGCUGUGGGCAGCCGGGAGGCUGCGAGGGAGAAGCGGAGCUCUGGCCGGGGCAGGAGAGGUCUCCAGGGACCGGGCACAGGAGCACCCACACAUUCCCCCGAGGCGCACCAAAGUGACAUGGACACGGUCCCAUCCCCAGAGAGAUUGGUCAGGCUGAGCAGCUGCCGCUGGAUAGUGCCUGCCCAUGGUGAGGUGGAACUGAAGGUCCACUUCAGCUCCACGGUGCUGGGCCAGUUUGAUCAGACGCUGCAUUUUGAGAUCCUGGGGACAAACCGACUGUACCAGCUGCAUUGCAGGGGCACCUGCCUGUAUCCCACCAUCAGCCAGGACCCACGGCUGGUGUUUCCUCACUGGAGGAGGAGCAAGGCAGAUGAUGACAUCAUCUUCAAGCAGUAUGUCAUGAACACGGGUGUCUUCCACUUUGGACCGCUGCUGUGUGGGAAGUCAAGAGAAUGGUACAAGGCGCUGCACUAUCCCAGCAACUGCGAGAAGAUAACCAUCCUCAACGUCACCCCCUUGGAAACAGAGGUGCGUUUCUUCUUUGAGCGCGAUCUCAAAGCAGACACGUUCCUUUUAGACCCUCCCAGCAUGAGGCUGAAACCCCACGAGAAAAAGGAGCUGAGCAUUUGGGCAUACCCCACUUCAGCUGGCCUCAUGGAAGACAACCUCAUCUGCUGCAUUAAGGAGAACCCGGAGCCAGUGGUCUUCCGCCUGUGUUGCCAGGGGGUGCAGGUGGAGCUGGGGGUCAGCCCCAAGCAGGUGCAUUUCAACAAGCUGCUUCUGCACAGGAGGGACAGCAAGACCCUGGUCCUGCGAAACUGCACCCUACUGCCUGUGGCUUGGCGGCUCAGUGGGCUGGAAAACCUCGGCGAGGACUUCUCCGUGUCGCAAGAUGAGGGCAUCGUUGGUCCCCGCACAGAGUUUGGCGUGUAUCUACAUUUCAAGGCCACAAAGGCUCUCAGCAUUAAGAAGACAAUCCGACUGGAGGUUUCAGAUGCAGAAAACGUCCUGGGGAUUGUUCAGAUUGAGAAUAUCCAAAUCCUGGCAGAGGCCUAUGACGUUGCUCUGAGCAUCAGCAUUUCUAAAGGUACAGAUGGCAGCGUGGAUUUUGGAAUCCUUAAGGUCCUGGAUGAUGCAAAGCAAGUGCUUACCCUGAAGAACAAAGGGAAGUACGAGAUUGCAUACAGUUUCAAGCUGGAAACCACAGAUGCCAACAUACCCGACUUGGCAUCCCACUUCACUAUCCAGCCACAGAAGGGCAUGCUGACUGUCUCUGAGCGCCCUGUGCAGGUCCAGCUGCUCUUCCACCCCAAGAUGGAAAUGAAUAUUGAGGACAAACCCAUCCUGCGCUGCCAGGUGAUUGAGCCCAGCAUCUGUGAAGGAGGCGAGACCAUCGCCAUCAUCCCAGUGAGGGUGUCAGCAAAAGCUGUAUUCAGCAAGUACAGCAUUUAUCCUGCCUCGCUCAUCAACUUUGGUGCCAUGAUGAACGGCACCAGGAAGACUCGCGCCUUCACACUGGAGAACAAAGGCAUCCUUGACUUUAAAUUCCUCAUCUACAGAGCAGACCAGGAUGCACCUGUGUUGCCAAGAAAAAGUGCACAUCAAAUGAAAUCCGCCGGGUCCCAUGAGAGUGAAAACUUAAGCAAAAUGACUCCUUCAGUCAAGCAAAGCAAGCACUCGCUGCAAAAGGACACAAACCCCUUCAUGCAGGCUCGCUUCACUCUAGGCAUGUUCACGGUGUACCCUGGCUUUGGCUCCAUCCCUCCUGGGGGCCAGCAGAUGAUCAUAGUGGAUUGCUACGCAGAGCUUCUAGGGACAUGCAAGGAGCACCUGUGCAUCGAUAUCAGUGACAGAGACCCCAAGGACAAUCCCCUUGGCAUCCCCUAUACCCUGUUUGCUGAGUCCUGCCUCCCAGCAUUUGUGGUUGAUGACAUAGAGUCCAUCUUUGAAGAGCAUCGAAUCUGCAGCAACAGCAACCUCUGUCAGAUCCUACAGACAGUGCAAGACAAGGGCAUGUUCAUCACAGAUGAGAAUAAGUUUAUCUUCACCAAUGUUCUGGUUGGGCACCGGGCCACAGCUCGCUUCAAGAUCCGCAAUGUGGCAAAAGUCCCCUGUGACGUGGUCCUUUCCAUCAAACCCAUCCCUGGUAAGCUUAACAGCCGCAUUAGCGACAUUUUCGAGGUGGAUCCCGUUCGAAUGUGUGUGCCCAGCCGCUCCCACGCCUUUGUUACGGUGACCUUCACUCCGCAAACGAUGCAGAACUACCAGUGCACUUUUGAGGCUUCCCUUGAUGUCCAGGCAAGCCCUGCAGCAAUUAAAGCACAAAGCCUGACCUUCGAUAUCAGUGGAGAUGGGAAUCUGCCUCGGGUGACAGUCCUGCGCCCGGUCCUUCACAAUAAGAGAGGGAACCCUCUGCUGCUCUUCAAGAAGCUGUUGCUGGGUGAUUCAGAAAAACUCCCUCUGGUCCUUCAUAACACUGGUGUCAUACCUGUCCAGUUGAUGAUAGACCUGUUGGAUGAAGGGGGAGUUUUCUUCUUGAAAGCCAGGCCCACCACACACUGCAUCUACCAAGCUGCGGGCAUGGAGGAGGACUCUCCUGGAGAAGAGAGGAAGCCUCACACUGCUUCCCUGGUCCUGCAUCAUGGGGAAUUAGCAGAGUUUGACGUGCUUUUCAAACCCACCCUGGCCCAACGUCUGGAAGGGAAGAUCCACUUGUCAGUGGUGGACAACCCAUAUGAAGAGACCAACAUUCAGCUGGUGGGCGAAGGCUACGAGGAUGACUUCACACUAGAAAACAUCCAUGGACUAGUGGCAGACAGCAAGGAGAACACUGAGGGCUAUAUGGAGGAGGACAUAAUUGAGGCUGCCAGAGUGGAUCACAUCCAGUUCGGGGACUGUCACAUUGGGACACCCUACACCGUGACCUUCACGAUCACCAAUCGCAACAGGGUGGAGUCGAUGCGGUUUGAGUGGCUGGCAGGCACUCCAUUUCACUUCUCCCCCCAGGUGGGACAUCUCCAUGCUGGCUGUGCUAAGGACAUCACAGUGACCUUGAAAUCAGAUGUCGUGGUUGCCUUCAAAAUGCACCUUGUGAAGUGUAAAGUGGCUAGGAUCGCCUUCCAGCUGCCGCCAGAGCAGGUUACCGACUGGGACGACCGCCUGCGCACCGUGAAGUGGGUGGAUGCCACGAGGGGCCCGGCAGCCACGUGGCCUGUCAAGAAGAAGGUGAUUGAGACAGACCCUGAACCAGCUCACACUGUCUUGGAGAAGAGCAGCCGCGAAGUGGAGCUUCGCCUCAGUGCUGUCGUUGACUACGCCGAGUUCAAGCUGGAUACAGACAUGAUUCAGUUCAAGGAGACCUUGCUCUUCCAGACAAGGAUGUUCACUUUCCAGCUGUCCAAUACAGGGAAUGUGGCCCUGGAAUACACCUGGAUGGCAGCUGUGGAGGAGGAAAGGGCGGUGAGCCUUACUGGGGAGCUGCUCCCACCCAGUCUGGAUGGAGAUUUCCUCUCCUCCACUUCUGGUGCCUCUGUGAAGCUCCAGGCCAGCCGUUGUUCGAGCCAGCUGGGCCACACUCUGGAGCAGGUCUCUUCCUCCCUGAGCUCGUCUCUGAAUGCAGUCAGUGCCAGCCCGCUGUUCUCUGUCGAGCCCUGCAGUGGUUCCAUCCCUGCUGGCAAGGAGCAGCUCUUCCAGAUGAAGUUCUCUCCAGUGUACGUGGGGGACUUUGAGAGCUGUAUGCUCUGCAGUAUUCCUAACCUGAAGCCAAAUCAGAAGGGCCCAGAGGUGGUUGUGAAGGGGAGAAGCCUGAUGCCAAACUGCCACUUUGAACUGGAAGACUCUGACUAUAUCACUGCAAAAAGGCGCAACCCAGAGUUGCAGGGACCAAAGGGGGUGACGUUGGAUCUCAACACAAGAGUGAUUGAGUUUGCGGCAAUUGGAGUGUGUAGCAGGAACAGCAGGACCUUCAUGGUUAUGAACCCAACCAGUUCUGCGUAUUCUUUCCAGUGGACUUGCCAAGACCCUGAAGCCCCACCAGAAGAGGUGGCUUUCUUCUGCCUCACUGAGAGAGGUCAGAUCCAGCCAGGGAAGAAAGCAGAGAUGAAAUUUGAAUUCAUCCCCCGGCACCUGGACAUCACAGAAUCAUUCUGGGUCUUUACAAUCCCUGAGCAGAGUGUUUCAGUCCCAUUCCUGUUGGUGGGCAAUGCCACUGACCCGCUAGUAACUCUGGACAGAUCCCACCUGAACUUCCAGUUGCUGUUAAUCGGGCAUGAGGUACACCAGACUAUCUAUCUAAUCAACAGUGAGAAGGAAGCCUUCAGCUUUGCUUUCAGAGAAAGCUCACUCUUCUCAGAGGGAUGCAGUGCCUCUGUGAAAGUAGAACCCCUGCAAGGCUCCAUCACUCCUCUUUCAAGGUUUCCUGUUAGAGUCUUCUUCACACCAGCACUAGAAGGAGAGGCUGUCUUCAACCUCAAGUGUGAUGUCAAGAGGAAGACCCAGCCCCUCUCCUUGAAUAUCAAGGCCACCGGCUAUAGCAUGAACGUGUCCGUCAGGUGUGAGGACGGUGAUGGCUGUGUCACUGAGCUCAGUGCACAGGAGACCAAUGUCAUUGAUUUCAAGGAGGUACAGCUAAACGAGAAUGUCAAGCGCAUCUUCAGCAUCUGCAAUAACGGCAAGUUCAGCUUUACCUUCUCAUGGGAACUGAGCGGCCCCACAGCCCGUAAGCAGGUCCUUACCAUCACCCCUCAGACGGGCGCUGUGCAGGCAGAGGGGAAAGCAGAGACCCAGCUGGCUUUUCACCCACAGAAGAUGUGCUCUUUAAAGGACGUAGAGCUGAUGCUGCAGAUCAGCAAGGGUCCCACGUUUACCUGCGUGUUCCUGGCCACCGUGGUAGUGCCCACUGUUCACUUCUCCACCACUAGACUCAACUUUGGAGCCUGCUUCAUCUACCACGCUGGGAUGCCACCUCCCCAGCAGACCCUUGCCAUCACAAACAAGGCAGACAAGGAUGUGAGUUUGAACUGCUUGUUCACCAGCACUGCACACCUGGAGGUGGACUUCCCAGGGUGCGUCCUACUCCCAGGAGGGACAGUGGAGGUGCCCAUCACUUUCUAUCCCAGAGAGGUUGCGUCUUACCAUGAGCUUAUCCCUUUUGAAAUCAAUGGUCUUUGCCAGAAGACUGUUGAAGUCCAAGGAAAGGGCACAGAAAUGAAGGUUGAUGUUGUAGAACCACAAGGAAAGGUUGUGAAGCUGGGAGCCCUCUCCAUCGGACAGACAGUGAAGAAGAUUGUCACCAUAGCAAACAACAGUGCUGCCCCUCUCACUUUUAAGCUCAGUCUCAUGUCCACCAUGCCAGAGCUGCAAGAAGUUGGGGUUCUCUGCUUGAACCCCAGCAAUGAACUAAGUCUGAAGCCCAAAGGAGACACCUGUAAAGUAGAGGUGACCUUCUCCCCAAAACACCGCAUCCAGCCAUUCACCGAAGAAGUGAUGUUGGAGUGCAACGGCCUGGUGCGCUCCCUAUUCAUGGUGCAGGGCUCCUGCCAGGGCAUCCAUGUGAGCUUGGACCAGGAUCACCUCAGCUUUGGAGCAGUGGUGCAGCAGAGCUACACAUCCCAGCGCAUCAUCAUGCAGAACAUGGGCGACAUAGGAGUCAGGUUUAAGUGGGACAUCGAGAGCUUCAAGCCAGAUUUCUCCAUCAGCCCCACAAAGGGUUACAUCUCCCCAGGAAUGGAUGUCCCCUUCAUUGUGACCUUCCGCCCCUCUAAGCUGAGCCAUGCUAUCCAGUACGAGGGCCUGCAGUGCUUCAUCCAGGGCAGUAAGCCGCUCAGGCUUACGCUGGCAGGAUGCUGCAUGGAGACCCCGGUGACCAAAGAGACACUGACUUUCACAUGUGACGUGCGUGAGAAGCACAGCCAGACUAUCCUCCUGUCCAACCCAAGCAAUGAGGCCUGGACCGUGCAACCUGUCAUUGAGGGGGAACACUGGAAAGGGCCUGAAUUUUUCCAUCUAGAGGCCAAUCAACAAAACAAGCCCUACAAGAUCACUUACAAACCCCUAACCAUGAGCUCUGAGAACAAGAAGCAUCAGGGCUCCAUCUUCUUCCCAUUGCCAGAUGGGACAGGCUUAUACUACCUCCUGCAAGGAACUGCUGAGGCCCCAAAGUGUUCAGGGUCCAUUUUCCGGCAGGUACCAUGUAGGACUUCCUACACUGAGCUCAUCCCCGUCUCCAACUGGCUGAACAGACCACAGAGGUUCCUUGUGGUAGUGGAUAUACUCAAACCAGAAAACCUGGAAAGCAGGUCUCUGCUGCAGGGGCUGGAAUACAUUGAUGUGCCAGGCUCUGCCAAGAAGGACUACAAGCUCACCUUCCUCUCCUACAAGGAAGGAGUCUUUAACACAAUGGUGACCUUCCUCAAUGAGGUGACCGAGGAGUACUUGUUCUACAUGGUGACUUUCAAGGCCACCCCUUCGGGACCCAUCAGCACUGUUGAAAUUACCACCGCUGUUCGGCAGAGAGUGUCCUCCACCGUCAGGGUGGACAACCCUCUGCCUGUCCCAGUGACGUUUGCCAUAGAUUGCAAAGUGCCUGACAUCAAUGUUCCCCCGCAUUUCACUGUGCCUGCAGAGUCAGAGGCUGACCUUGUCUUUGAGUACCAGCCCACAAAAAUGGGUGAGAGCACUGGGCACCUGGUGCUCCAAAGCAGUGACUUGGGUUCUUUCUACUACAACCUGCACCUGAAAGCCACCACAAGCAGGCCGGAGAAGCCCCUCUACUUCUGCACCAUGCUGGGCUCUAGUCAGACCAUCACCACCAAAAUCAUGAAUUACGCCCGGCAGAAGACCGACUACCUUCUCCAGACCAACUGCGCGGACUUCCAGACCGAGAAAACCAUCAGUGUGGCCCCCGCCGGCCCCAGGGGCUCGGAGGUGAGCGUGGAGGUGACUUACGAGCCCUGCCAGCUGGGCGAAGCCAGGGCCACGCUGCAGCUCUCCUCCCCACUCGGAGGGGAGUACAGCAUCCCCCUCUUCGGCCUUGCCCUCCCGCCCAAGCCCCAAGGCCCCUUCCUCAUCAAGGCUGGCGGCACCACCUCCAUCCCCUUCAAAAACGUCUUCCUCCAGCCCACCGCCUUCCAGUACACGGUGGAGCACCCGGCCUUCACCGUCAGGGCCCCCGACAGCUUGCGUGCCAAGAAGACCACCUUCAUCACCGUCUCCUUUCAGGGCGGCCCGGCCUCCGGCGGGGCCCCUGUCACCAGCAAGAUGGUGGUCUCCUGCCCGGGCGGGGCGGGUGUCUCCUGGGUCUACUACCUCCGGGGCCUCCCUCCUCACAAGUGA
Messenger RNA from Haliaeetus leucocephalus (bald eagle), 12405 nucleotides. RefSeq names its product hydrocephalus-inducing protein homolog. Lineage: Eukaryota; Metazoa; Chordata; Aves; Accipitriformes; Accipitridae. The transcript has 66 exons. The record is from RefSeq and is a predicted model, not a curated record. Gene Ontology annotation, biological process: axonemal central apparatus assembly; cilium movement. Bases 1 to 12405 code for a protein of 4134 amino acids. Gene Ontology annotation, cellular component: axoneme.